UUGACUUGGAAACCGUGGUGGCGUCGUUAGUGAAGUUGUAGGACGUCACAAUCACUGCAGGGUAGACACAGAUACACGCAACUGCCAUGAACUACUCAGCGUCCCGCUUUCUGCUGUAAUUUGUUCAGAUUUUGUUUGCAGGCUCGGGCUCUUUGUUGAAGAACCUUAGUUUUGCUGCGUCAUCAAAACGUUAAGAACGCUAGUUAGCCACCGUUAGCACGUAGCAAGCUAGCUAAUUUGGCUAACUUUAGCUGCGGUCUCACACAAAGGUUGCUUUUUCGAGCAGCAUGUGCCGAGAUUUAACUGUGAUUUCGUUCCAGUGUCUUCUAUGUAUACAAAAAUAUAAGUUAGCAGAUAAAAGCUAACUGUGUGGGUACGUAGAACCAUCAAGGAGAAGAUUUUGUUAAGUAUUAUCCCUGUUUUUUUAUUUAUAGAAUGAAAGCCUUACUUUCCUUUUACUCUCAGAAUGAGUCACAUUGAAGCGCCUGAAGAUGCCAGCAGGUAAGAGGGGUAAGAAUGAUGACCGGGAAAAGACCCGGGAGAGAUUCAAUUUGAUGCUCAAGACAUUUGCUGCGCCACAGAAGAAAAAGUCGACAAAGAAAAAAAGCACUGAACCUACAGAAACCAUUGUGCUCCAGAAUCUGAAAGAUAAUGUCAGUCUCAAGAAGGACACAGAAGAUGAUGAGACCAUCCUGCAGAACACAUAUGACCCUGAACAGGGCAGCCCUCGCUACACCAAGAACAAAAGGAGAGAGUGGGAAAUUGUCGAAAAGGUUAACAUCAAAAACAGUAUAAAUGAAGAGGAGGUUCCAACAUCAUCUGUCAAGAGGAAGGGUAAGAGGGAGCUUCCCCCUCUCCCCAUACCAGAUGCAAAAAGUUUCAUACAGAGGAACAUAGAUGCCGUCAAGUUUGGGGAGGAUGGAAAGCGGAAAAGCAAAAAGGGGAAAAACAAAGGAGAAACAGAGAGUCGAGUGGAGGAUGCUGAGGACACACUGCUGAAUGAAUACCAGCAGCAGAUUGCUCAGGAGGAAGCAAGCUCUCCAAAAAAGUCAACGGAAAUAAUGAAUAAUGAAGUUGGGAAGAAGAAAAAGAAGAAGCUGAAAUCUGUACUUACAGACUCGGAUUUUGGGGAACAAGAUGAAGGUGUGGAAUACAAGGGGAAGAAGAAAAAGAAGAAGAAGAAGCAUGUUGUCACAGAAGAGAGUGAAACAGAGGCAGACGCACAGCAGAAAUCCACAUGUGAUGACGACAGCUUUGUGCUGGGAGUUUACGUUCACAGAACAGAUCGCCUUAAAACUGACCUAAUGAUCUCGCACCCGAUGGUGAAGAUCCAUGUUGUCGAUGAAAUCACUGGACAGUAUGUGAAGAAAGAAGACUGCCAUCGGCCAGUGUCCUCCUUUUAUGAGCAAGAGAGCGUUGACCACAUUCUUCCCAUCAUGACGCAGCCUUUUGACUUUAAGAAGAACAAGUCAGUCAUCCCUGAGUGGCAGGAACAGAUCAUCUUCAACGAACGCUUUGGUCACUUUGUUGAACAAAACGACGAAAGCCCCCGAGUCAUACUUUUCUUUGAAAUCCUGGACUUCAUAUCUAUGGAGGAAGCAAAGGCCAACGUUGGUGGUGACGAGCACGAACAGGGAUUCAGGAAGAUAGCAUGGGCGUUCCUCAAGCUCGUUGGCACAAAUGGUGUGCUGAACGUCGACAGUAAGCUUCGUCUCCAGCUCUUCUGUCCCCCACCUCGAGCAAAGAGGCAACCUAAGACAGUAGAGGUGUUCGAGUGGUGGAGGAAGUAUCCACGAAUCAAAUAUGCAUCCACGCUUUAUGUUACAGUGAAAGGCAUUAAACUCCCCGAGCAUGUGGACCCUUGUAUACGCUCCAUGAUGGCUUUACAGGAGGAGCGAGGCAGCACCUCUUACAGUGAGCUGCAGAAUGAGGUCACUAAGAGGAGCCUGGCGCAGCCUCGAGACGACAGUCCACCAGCGCUGAGAUGGAGCAGGCUGCCGGGUCAGAUCUGCCGGAUUCCUAACAAGCCCGUGCUGGCGUUCCGUGGUGGUCACAUGGGCUGUUUCACUGUGCUCUUCUCUCAUGCUGGGACUGUGCUGGCUGCUGCUUGUGCUGACAGAGAUGCUUUCCCUGUUGUGGUUUAUCAGAUUCCCUCUGGAAAGGUUCUGGCUGCCUUUACUGGUCAUCUUAAAAUAGUGUAUGAUCUCUGCUGGUCCAGAGAUGACCAGAGACUUUUGUCUGCCUCCUCUGAUGGAACUGUUCGAGAGUGGAACGUGGAGAAGUUUUCGGAAACGGCACAGAAGGUGCUCCCCCACCCGUCCUUUGUGUACAGUGCUCAGUAUCACCCUAUGGCCCAGCACCUGGUGGUGACGGGCGGCUACGACUGCCUGGUGCGCGUGUGGAGGCUGGACGUCGAUGACGUGAAUGGCCAGCUGCUGCGGGAGUUUGAGGGCCACAACAGCUUCAUUAACAAUCUUUGUUUUGACUCCGAAGGGACGAGAAUGUUCUCUGCAGACAAUGUGGGUCGCAUCACUGUGUGGAAGACUUCAGUAAAUGACGGCAGGCGGCAACCGUCGUGUCAUCGUUGGUGUAUAGAGAAGACGUUUGAUGAGCGUGAUCUCAGCGGCGUCCCCAUCAACAGGCUGCAGCUUCAUCCAAACGGGCGGUGUCUCCUCAUCCAUGCCAAAGACAGUAUCCUCAGGAUGAUGGACCUGAGAAUUUUGGCUGUAAAAAAGUACACCGGAGCCACAAACUACAGAGAGAGGAUUUAUAGCACUUUCACACCGUGUGGGAACUUCAUCUUUUCUGGCAGUGAGGAUGGGAUGGCGUAUGUCUGGAAUACAGACACAGGUGACCAACUCGCAGUGUACUCUGAGCUCUGUUACCCCACUGCCCUCCACGGUGUGUCGUUCCACCCUCACGAGAACAUGGUCGCCUUCUGUGGCUUUGGUCAGGGCCAGCCUGUCCAUGUUUACCAGUAUGACCACAAAGUCUCACAGCUGGAAGUGCACAAUAUAAAAACAGGGAGCAGAUCGGCUUCAGCAGACACCAGGACCACGAGAAACACACCUGAUCCUCCAGUGUUACAGGACAAAGCCGCAGCCAUCGACCAGUUCGCCCAAGCAGCAAGACGUGCGCUGAAAAUGCAACGUGUUCAAGAACAACUGGACUCAGUACUUGAGCCGAAUUACAGGUCUUAUUCUUCUGGAUACACCCGUGAGCAAGACAAGCUUCACACAGGGGGGAGGAGCUUAACAGCAGAUGCUGGCACAGUGGGAUUAAACGCAUCGUUACCACCUCCCUCUCUGCUGUCGCCGCAUUCCAAGCUGCAGCUCUCGGGUUCUUUGGCAGAGCAGCUUAUCCCACAGGCAGCACUGAGCACCCAAACACGCAAGUUCGUCCCAGUUGGUCAGCGUCUGAAAGGAGCUUCAUCUGUCAGGCUGCAGUCGAACCUUUCUGACCACGUCUUCCCUGGUGUCCAUGUGGAAACAGAUUCUUCUCCCGUUCAACAAGUUGUCGUCUCGCUGUACGACUACAAAGCCAACCGCUCUGAUGAGCUGACCAUACAACGCGGUGAUGUCAUCCAUGUGCUGUACAAAGACAAUGACAACUGGUGGUUUGGACGCCUGGCCAAUGGACAGCAGGGAUAUAUUCUUGCUUCUUAUGUCGUCGAUCAGAGAGACUUUAAAGACGACGUCAGUCAGUCCGUAGAAGCCCAUGCAGCCUUGUCUGAUGGGACAGUUGAGAGGUCAACACCAACCAGGGUGUCCGCUGCAAUUAGUUCUUCCGGGGAACUUAAGUUCCUUUCCGAGCCAAAUCUCUCUGACACUGAACCUGAGGUGACUGAUGCCACAACUCGAAGAAAAAAGAAAGUGAAGAAGCCCGGAGUCCCUGAACCCUCAUCCAGGACCACAGUCGUUUCAGGCUCGACCAGCAGCAGGAGGAGAGGCAGGUCAACAGACAGACCUCUCCCAGAGAGACCGACUGGACCGACUGGACAGACUAACAGUGCCUUUGAGCCUGAUACUUAA
Molecule: messenger RNA, 4031 nt
Organism: Solea solea (common sole)
Lineage: Eukaryota; Metazoa; Chordata; Actinopteri; Pleuronectiformes; Soleidae
Gene: ahi1
Product: Abelson helper integration site 1
Exons: 26
Coding region: 492-4031 (1179 amino acids)
Biological process (GO): motile cilium assembly
Cellular component (GO): ciliary basal body
Molecular function (GO): protein binding
Source: RefSeq, a predicted model, not a curated record